Messenger RNA from Temnothorax curvispinosus, 3571 nucleotides. RefSeq lists its product as uncharacterized. The coding region runs from base 656 to 3199 and encodes 847 amino acids. The record is from RefSeq and is a predicted model, not a curated record. The transcript has 10 exons. Lineage: Eukaryota; Metazoa; Arthropoda; Insecta; Hymenoptera; Formicidae.
AAGAUCUACUAGAAAAUAGAAAUCUUUUCCUGUCUUUUCCUAUCGGGGAUAAAAACCGGAAUGCCGGAGAGUAUAUUAACGAUUCCGAGUGUACAAAUGCAUGCUGCGUCGCGCGAUUUGCAUUCCGAUGUGAUCGGCGGUAGUUUCUAUGAUCGACGACUCGGAACUCGGAAUAUUUGCGAAUAUGAGCGAUCGUCUUCUCGAGGCAGUUGCGUCAACAAGUAGGUAAAAAAAAAAGACGCGAGGGCGACGUUUAAAGAAAAGAGCGAAAAGCAGCGUGUGAAGUGUGAAGUGUUGAACGAUGCGGCAUACUAGUGCACACUCGUUUCCGACAAUCAGCUGACUUCCGGUACCACCGCGAGAUGUUGGGAUGUUAGCGAGGUGUUUCGGCAGUUUCGCCUGACACGGAGAAGCGUUCUUUGAUUUUCUUCUUUCUCUCGCGCGAGGCGGUGUCUCCUUUUCCGCAGGACUCGCGCGAGUCGCGGGCUCUUUUCUCUACGCAGCUACGCAGCCCUGCAGUUCCGGCCGGAACGGUGCGCUAUGUGGAUCCUCGUCUAACCACGCAACGGAAUCGCAUCAUUCCACAAGUUCGAAGUUUGAGUUUCCCGUGCCGUCAGCCGACCUCCGGCGGGUGAUCUCCCGUCGCGCCACAUGGAUGUCGUGUGACACCGUCGCCGCCGGUCUCAUCGUCGAGGACAAUAUGAAUUCGGAGGGGAACGAUGGCAGCGGAGGUCAGGGCAGAGCGGAGGUCAGAGUGGAUGUCAGCCUGAAGAAUGACAAUCAAUCCGUGGACCAAGGUACCGUAACGUCCAAGGUGCAGCUGGAGAACGGGAGCGAGGAGCAGUUGAGGCUGAACAACAACAGUGGCGAGGGCAACGUCAGGCUCGCGCUGCCGCUAUCGUCCAGAGCCCCAGUCGUGCUCGCCAAUGGAACGAAGUCCGUGCAAACCCCCGUGUCCGAUUGCUCCAACUCUUUGGAGCAGAACGUUUCUCAAGAUGUAAACAUAUCUUCCAUGUUUGCAAACGCGACCGCCAAUAUCAAGCCUCAGACUGUAAACACCAAUACCGUUAAUUGUCAAUUGAAGCAUAAGACUGUCACGAAUGCGAGCUCGUUGAAUCUGCCUAAGUCCCAGAUGCACUUGAAUCUAUCUUCCACUCAGGCGAAUAUACACCACAAUCAUAACUUGGGAUCGGCCGUUCUUAAUUCCGCCGCAGCUACCAGUGCUACCUUACAUUCGAGUGUACCUAUGUUAAACGUAUCAGUAAUGCCUCCUAAUUUAUCAACGAUUAAAUCCAAUGACGACGUGGACAUGAAAAAUAAUGUGGAUUACGCAUCUGCCAUAGAGAAAUGCCCUUCUAAGGUUUCUUGCAGUUCAGAUUCUAGUCCGGAGGCUGAUUGUUCAUGGACAUCAAAGUCCUACGGAUCUAAACGUGUACUGAAUAAUAUAGGCGGUAGUAUAGGUUCGACGAGUCAAGGGACUUGUUGUUUUUUAAGACCUAAUAUCAACGGCAUCAGAGAAGCCGCUGGUCCCAGUGGACUGCAGAACACUUUGCAGAGAGAACAGGUAGAACGGAUGGAUUCUAGCUCUGGAAACGAAGGAGAUAUGUCUGAUGGAGAAGAUUAUUGUAUCUAUACUUAUAAAGGAAAUGACGAUGUGAUCCACUUAGAUCAACAAGAAGAAUUGAAUCAGGACCAUGCGGCGAAUCAGGAAGCGGAGAGACAGAACCAUAGUGGUAGGUCGAGUCCAGAAAUGGAUUUUCUAGAGAUGGACUUUGAUCCCGGGCCUUCCUGCGAACUGGAUACUGGAGACAGUGAUUUGGCCUCUAUAAACGAAGAUAUACAGAAUAUAGCGUUAGAUAAUAUAGAACAAGACCCAGUGCUAAAUGAUCUGAGUAGCGGAAAAGUUGUGUCUAGACAGGGAUUGGUAGCGAUGCCGCAGACUUCGAAACAAAUUGCACAACAUGUUAAUCAUACUACUUUCCAACAAUGCACAAGUAAUCAAUGUACAGUAGAACAAAGUGCAAAGCCAACUUAUUCAGCUCCAUGGAUGCCUAGUACUAGCGCUGGAACUGGAAGAUGGGACAGCGCGACACUAUAUCGUAAUACAGGUUGCCCGGUACGCGAAUCUUACGGUUAUCAUAACACGAGUGGUGACCUUAUAUCGCCCAGUGAUAACAGAGAUUCGGAUUCCGAAUUAUGGGCCGAGUCCACGACAGCGUCUCUCCCGGACAAUUCCAAUUUGAAUGCCAGGAAGGUUAAUCUCAUUUCUACGCUUUAUCAUCGAAUAAUGGCUAAGAAACUAAUGCUCAAUAAGCAUGCUGCGUUUAAUCAAAGUGGUGAUUCCAAUCUGGAAAGUGAAUUGUGUAACGAACGAUUAGACGGAUUACCACCAGUGGAGAAGGUAAUGCUGUGGAGUGAACAGGAAGCUACGAUAAAGCAAGUUACGCAAAUUGGUACCUCUGCUUGUGGUGCUACAUCCGCAAUUAAUGCUCUGUUGGCCUUAAAUAUAUCAUUUUCCCUGGAAGUAUUAGUGAAAGGUGUAAAUACGAGAUUAAGGGAGCUGGGUGUACCGCUACCGAGGUAUCUCGUCAGUCGUUCAGUGGCAGGGGCAACUCAUAAAGAUAUAGCACGAGGGAUAUCUUUAUCCACGAAUGGCGCAGCUGUAACAAAAUUUUUUGCAUUUUAUCCAGAGAGAAAAGUGUCAUUGUCCCAUUGGUUACAUUAUUGGAUUUCCAAGGGUGCUGCACCAAUCGCAACAAUGAAUUUACAACAUUGCGGUGAAGGUUGCGAUAUACCGGACGCAUGGCAUCAUCAAAUGAUAUUCGGUGUAGGACAGGCUGGUAUAUAUUUAACAAAUCCCUUAGAAUGUUUGCCUGAACAGCUUCUGUGGCAUCAAUUAAUUAGCCCCAGUAUUUUAUUAAUACGAAAAGCAGACGUUCUAGCGCAUUGGAAUGCAAAUACAGAUCUAACGCCACUUGCGACAAUGGAUCAAAAGUGGCGAAAACUGAAUGUCCUUGGGCAAGUUGUAAAUAUGGUACGAGAAUCAAUGAGCCAAAGGCAACAACCUAAUAGCACGACUAUUGGAGCGACUCACAUUCGCAUUCCGGCAUCUUACCAAGCAGGCAUUACGUUGGUCAUGUGUGCAGAUUCCGCCGCAGCCACCGAAUUGUUACACGCAGAACAACUACCACUGCUCUAGUCUUAUCGAUCAAAAAUUAACAAACCGGACUGGCUCACUUGGUUUACAACAAAUUUUAUUAGCAGGCCAGUCCGUACAAUGUUCUUACUCGUAGUUCAUUUACUAUGUAAACCAACAGGAUGGAAAUAAUUUAGAUUUUUGACAGAAAACGCGUUUGUAUUCAAAGAGAAUAUUAUUGAUUAAAAUAUAUUUCAAUAUAGAAUAUUUCUGUUUUAUACGUAGUUGUAUUCGAUCGAUUAUCAAGCUACAGAGAUUAUAUUCUUUAUAGAUAUUUGUAUAGUCGAAAGUAAGCUUACUUUGAUAUGUUCAUUAUACAUAUUGUUUCUAUGAAGAGAAUACGAGAUAUAAGUAAUAUAGUACUUUGAUUUUCCA